CUGGUGGCGUGAGGCCGCGGCCGACGUCACGGAGAGCGAGCGGCGGCAGUAGCUUCUAGUAAAUUGCUGCGCUCGAGCGCCUCGGCCCUCCUCAGGUAGUGGCUCCCGGCGGCUGGACAGCGGCAACAACAGCAACAGUAGCAGCAGCGAUGAUUAAAAAUGGUGUGGCUUCCAGCGACAACUGUUCCCCGGAGAAGAGGAAGAGGACGGUUCGGGUCUGGUGCGAUGGCUGCUAUGAUAUGGUGCAUUAUGGCCACUCUAACCAGCUGAGGCAGGCACGUGCUAUGGGUGAUUACCUCAUUGUGGGAGUACAUACAGAUGAGGAAGUCGCCAAGCACAAAGGUCCACCUGUGUUUACACAGGAGGAACGUUACAAGAUGGUCCGUGCGAUUAAGUGGGUUGAUGAGGUGAUUGAGGGAGCACCGUAUGUAACAACACUUGAAACGCUGGAUAAAUAUAAUGCUGACUUUUGUGUACAUGGAGAUGAUAUUACUUUGACUGCUGAUGGAAAAGAUACUUACGAAGAAGUGAAGAAGAUGGGCAGAUAUAGAGAGUGUAAACGUACACAGGGCGUUUCUACUACAGAUCUGGUUGGUCGAAUGCUCCUCAUGACUAAAGCUCAUCACAGUAACAUUGAAAAAAAUUCAGACUACCAGGAACACACUGAUAACUUUGGCAAGGGACCAAAAGGUCACAGCCCCUGGACUGGAGUAUCUCAGUUUUUACAGACUUCCCAAAAAAUUAUUCAGUUUGCUUCUGGAAAAGAGCCUGAACCAAAUGAUACCAUAAUCUACGUGGCUGGAGCGUUUGACUUGUUCCAUAUUGGUCAUGUAGAUUUUCUAGAAAAUGUCUACAAGUUGGCAGAAAGACCUUAUGUUAUUGUUGGUCUGCAUUUUGACCAGGAAGUGAAUAGAUACAAAGGAAAGAAUUACCCAAUAAUGAAUGUGCACGAAAGAACACUAAGCGUACUGGCUUGCAGAUAUGUGUCAGAAGUAGUAAUAGGAGCUCCUUAUUCUGUGACCGCUGAUUUACUGGAUCACUUCAAGGUUGACUUGGUUUGUCACGGAAAGACAGAAGUAAUUGCUGAUAAGGAUUCUUCAGACCCAUAUGCUGAGCCUAAACGACGUAACAUCUUCAAAUCCAUCAAUAGUGGGAAUGAUCUCACCACGGACCACAUUGUCCAAAGAAUAAUCAAGAACAGGUUACAGUUUGAGGCAAGAAACCAAAAGAAAGAAGCUAAAGAACUGGCAGCAAUAGAAGCCAUCAAGAAGAGAUGUGAUGAACAAACAAAAGGAAUCCUAGACCCAAAAUCUAGUGAAUAGUUCUAACCAUGCACAACUGCCGACUUAUACCAGUACACUUCAUUUAAUGAAUGGUCUUUCUUCAGCACUGUUUGUUCUAUGUUUACUAGAAUUUUGCAUUUUAGAUUUGCAGUGGGUUUAAUUGAUGAACCUUUAAAUAUUUUUAGUUAACAGGAUACACUAAGGGGUAGUCUGUACUUUGAGCAACUGAACUGGCUGCUUGUAAAUAUACAUAUAGUAUUUACAGUGUAGUGCUGUAAAAAUGUAAGUAUAUAAUUUAAAAAAUUAUAUAUUCUAUUUGCAUUUAAUUGACCUGCAAAAGGUCUGAUAACGUAGACUUUACAAAUAUCUAUUAUACUUUUUGGUGAUUUGGAUUUUAUGUAUCUAUCAUGCUGCUUUUCUAUUUAUAAAGAGAUUUUAAGGUGCAAUUAAAACUGGAGCAAUUUUGAUGUUUACUAAUGUCAAGAAGAUUUUGCUUUGAAUUUGAAAUAGUGAGCCAUGGUUUAUUUUUAGCUUCCUCUUCACCACUGAAGAUGAGACCAUUUAAUUCUUUGUCAACUCCCUACCCAUCUUCACCCCCCCAUCCCUGCCCAAAAGAACACCUUACUACCACCUCCAGCAGUCAAACCUCAAUUUAAUGUAUUAGUGCUUCCUUUAUCAAAUCUUUUCCUUUAGCAUGGCUGGUAGUGAUAAUUACUUCUGGGCAUAAUGCAUUCUGGCAGCAGUUUUAUUUCCUGGGACCAUAAAAGUCUGCAGUACGUACUGUGUAUCACAAUUGCCUCAUGCACAAUUAAUGACAUAAAGCAAUUGAAAUUUAAAUUUUAAUUCCACUUAUCAGCAGUUUAAAAGAAGAAAAAGUUCAAAGUUAAUUUUUUCCAACAUGUUCUGCAUCAACGCUAUACAUGUGCAAAAGAAUUUGGACUAAAUUUCUAGCUUUUGAAUCUUUGCUUGAAAUUAUGGGGAAAAAAAGAAUUUUCCUUAAAUAUUACACAGCACCCUCAGUCCCUAUCUCAUUGAAAUAACCAAUGGCAGAAUUAGUAAAAUUGGGAGCCAGUGGCCUUUGAAAUGGACUCAAUUGUGUAAUAAUGGUUAGAGCAUCAUGUCUAACAUAUGCUAAUAAUACUACUGUUGUAUUUUUCUUCAUACUUCUAGGAAGUGAUUUUUUGAAAGGUUGUUUAAAUUUUAAUAGCUGCUUACUGUUAUUUUUAAUCUUCUGAACUAUUUUGUGCUAUAUAUAAAUACUCUAUUUUGUGUUAACCUUGAACUUGUUGCAGUUUUAAUGAAUGUAUAUUGUGGCAAACAUCUGUAGAACUUUUUGAAUUCACUGUCUGCUUCUCUCCAAUGGUGCAUUAAAACAUGGCUCAGUAACGUGUGCUGAUGUAACAAAUAAAUCAGUGCACAAGU
This is a messenger RNA of Stegostoma tigrinum, 2705 nucleotides long. RefSeq names its product phosphate cytidylyltransferase 2, ethanolamine (gene pcyt2). Gene Ontology annotation, molecular function: ethanolamine-phosphate cytidylyltransferase activity. The coding region runs from base 150 to 1322 and encodes 390 amino acids. The record is from RefSeq and is a predicted model, not a curated record. Gene Ontology annotation, biological process: phosphatidylethanolamine biosynthetic process. Gene Ontology annotation, cellular component: cytoplasm. NCBI's taxonomy places the organism in Eukaryota, Metazoa, Chordata, Chondrichthyes, Orectolobiformes, Stegostomatidae. The transcript is spliced from 13 exons.